UAUAUAAAAGAAGACAUAUGUUGUCUACAGUUUGCCGAAAAUGUUUUUUAAUCUACAGAGCGUUGUAAUGGCAAUGCUUGCCGCAGUUUUAGUAUCAAACGUAUCGCAAGCAAGGAAGAUUCCGCUGGACAUUCAAGAGAAAUGGAAGAAAGUGGUGGAACCUUAUCAUCAAACGUGCAUAAAUGAAACUCACAUUGAUCCGGACGCUGUCAUUUCAAUGCUAACCGAUUCUCGCCUGCCCAGUGAACGUUCAAUUCAUUGCUAUUGGAAAUGCAUUUUAGAGCAUCUCAAGUUUCUAGUCGAUGGUGAAUUUAAUAUAGAUUUAAUGAAUAAUCAGGUGUAUUUGAUCACGCCUGAAGUUUCAAAACCAUGCAUUCAAAUAGCUUUUGGAGAAAAAGAAGUAUGCAAGAGAAUCUAUACAUUUGUUCAGUGUGGAAUGAAUGCGGCUAUAAAUAGUAUAUAACAUGUAGUACAUAUUCUCCAUAUCAUUUCUGUGGUUUAUAUUGUUCUUUGUUAAUCGUGAGAGUUAAGUUAAUGGAUAAUUAAAGCAAUCAUUUUCGUAACAAUGUUACAGAAGUUUCCCUCAAGGCGACAGGACCGAAAGACCAACGCGGUUUCCA
Molecule: messenger RNA, 620 nt
Organism: Photinus pyralis (common eastern firefly)
Lineage: Eukaryota; Metazoa; Arthropoda; Insecta; Coleoptera; Lampyridae
Exons: 2
Coding region: 41-463 (140 amino acids)
Molecular function (GO): odorant binding
Source: RefSeq, a predicted model, not a curated record